UCUUUAAAAAAAAAAAAAUUAUUUCCCUUUUUACCAAUCAUAAUCCUGGAUUUGCUCCUUUACAAUAAAAGUACCACACGGAAAAAGCUAGACGGUACCGUCUCUCCCUCUUCUCUUGUCGUAGAAGCCAUGACCAGCUCCUCCGCCCCUUCACGCAAGGCUUUAAGCAAGAUCGCAUGUAAUAGACUGCAAAAAGAACUUGUGGAGUGGCAGGUCAAUCCUCCAGCAGGAUUUAAACACAAAGUCACUGAUAAUCUUCAAAGAUGGAUCAUCGAAGUCAACGGAGCCCCAGGGACCCUGUAUGCGAAUGAAACCUAUCAGCUUCAAGUGGAUUUUCCUGAGCAUUAUCCCAUGGAAGCACCUCAGGUGAUUUUUCUGCCUCCAGCUCCUCUGCAUCCCCACAUUUAUAGCAAUGGGCAUAUCUGUCUAGGUAUUGCUUUCUCUUAA
This is a messenger RNA of Pistacia vera, 447 nucleotides long. RefSeq names its product probable ubiquitin-conjugating enzyme E2 18. The transcript is spliced from 4 exons. NCBI's taxonomy places the organism in Eukaryota, Viridiplantae, Streptophyta, Magnoliopsida, Sapindales, Anacardiaceae. The coding region runs from base 130 to 447 and encodes 105 amino acids. The record is from RefSeq and is a predicted model, not a curated record.